This is a messenger RNA of Lycium ferocissimum, 462 nucleotides long. RefSeq lists its product as uncharacterized. The coding region runs from base 1 to 462 and encodes 153 amino acids. The transcript has 2 exons. The record is from RefSeq and is a predicted model, not a curated record. NCBI's taxonomy places the organism in Eukaryota, Viridiplantae, Streptophyta, Magnoliopsida, Solanales, Solanaceae.
AUGGAGGCAGCAAUCAGGCUUGUCAAGUACAUCAAACAAGCACCUGGAUUGGGGAUUUUGAUGAACUCACAUAGCCUCAAUCACUUGAGUGUGCACUGUGAUGCAGGUUGGGGUUCCUGUGUGAACAACAGAAGGUCUAUCGCUGGAUAUUUAGCCAAGCAUGGUUCAUCUCCCAUUUGUUGGAGGUCUAAAAAACAAGCUACUGUUUCUAGGAGUUCAGCUGAAGCUGAGUACAAGGCAAUGGCAUCCUCGAUCGAACUUGUGUGGGAAAGGAUCCAGUCUGGAUUAGUUUCACCACAUUUUCUUCCUUCAGCUCAACAACCUGCUGAUCUGUUUACCAAAGCACUUGGGAGAGGGCCUCACAAUCAUCUUAUGUCCAAGCUCGGUAUGAAGAACAUCUUCAUAGCACCUAGCUUGAGGGGAGGUGUGAAGGAACUCAGCAAGUGUGUUGAUGUGCCUUGA